Fusarium coffeatum is the source of this 279-nucleotide messenger RNA. RefSeq lists its product as uncharacterized. Bases 1 to 279 code for a protein of 92 amino acids. Gene Ontology annotation, biological process: mitochondrial respiratory chain complex IV assembly. Gene Ontology annotation, cellular component: mitochondrial inner membrane; mitochondrion. The record is from RefSeq and is a predicted model, not a curated record. The transcript is spliced from 2 exons. Lineage: Eukaryota; Fungi; Ascomycota; Sordariomycetes; Hypocreales; Nectriaceae.
AUGGGUGGUCUUAAUCUCGAAGUGUUCAAGUUCGGCACGUACGUCAUGUUUCCUAUUGGAAUCAUGUUCUACUUCGGAACCAACCUCGACCAUCGCUUCGCCGUUCCCGGAUUCUGGCCCAAGCCUGAGGAGUGCAACAAAAUUCCCAAAGAUCGAGACGAGAUCAAGGCCGAAUACGAGCGCAUUGUCGCGCGACAAAAGCUGCGACAGGCCAGAAAGCUCGAAGAGGAGCGUCGACGAGCAGCGCAAACCCCGAGCAAUGAAGGCAACGAUUCUUAA